Somion occarium is the source of this 694-nucleotide messenger RNA. The record is from the annotation of a GenBank genome assembly. NCBI's taxonomy places the organism in Eukaryota, Fungi, Basidiomycota, Agaricomycetes, Polyporales, Cerrenaceae.
ACCUUGGACAUAGAACCGUCGCAAGAGCAGACUCGAAAUGGAUAGUUCGACGCUAUCGUGCUUGGACACUGCGUCACAUAUCAAAGCCAUUGACCACGAUCCGACGAUGGAUGCAAUGGUACCGCGAAGGAGGAUAUUCCCAAGGACAUCGUAGUGGAGGAGAUCUUGUGCGAGCUUGGAUUGGGAUGAGAAAUGGUCAUGCAGAUUGACAUGCGCAAUCUACCCACUCCGAUGAACCCAGGCUUGAACCAGCUGCCUGAUAUCAGGCCAAGUUUCUUCACCCUCCGCACAAACGAUGUUGUGAAAUACGUCGCAUACACGGCUAUGGAAGCCAAACAGACGACCUUCUGGGCGAACGUUGCCGCCCCCGCUGGCAUCAUCACGACCUCCCACAUCGCUGCUAGGACAGUGGGCCAUCGGACUGGCAACAGCAGCGCCACAGCCAUCGUUUCUAUCCUUCUGGCCCAAAGUGAAGUCUCGAUGGUGUUUCCUAGAGCGCCAAAUAUCCAAACCACCUUAAACCCCACCUCUGUAAUCAGGCUGGCGUACAAUCCGUAUAAUCCUUUCGCAGGGAUUUUGUUCUUCAACACGUAACCUAAUGAGAGCAGUGCGAGCGUAUGAUGCUUGAGCACCUCACUACUGUUCCCAAGACGGAAGAGCUCCUGCGUCCAUAAUAGCCCACGACUACCCAAGC